Molecule: messenger RNA, 1459 nt
Organism: Penaeus vannamei (Pacific white shrimp)
Lineage: Eukaryota; Metazoa; Arthropoda; Malacostraca; Decapoda; Penaeidae
Source: RefSeq, a predicted model, not a curated record
CGCCAACGGAGAACUCGCAGUGUACGUGAAGGCGGGCGUGGACGGGGAGAGGAUGGGCGCCUGUCCCUUCUGCCAGAGAGUCCUCAUGGUCCUCCUUAUCAAGUCCCAGCAGAACCUCUUGAGAUUUAAGGUCAUCCCCACCAACCCGGCCAAGCCCCCCGCAGAGUUCAAGGCGCUGGGCCUGAAGCACGUGCCCGCCGUCAUCCACGGGGACGACGGCUUCGACGCCCUAGAUGACAUCGUCCACUACCUCGACACGAAGUUUCCAGGCGGUGGCCUCGAGUACAACAGCGCCGAGGCAGACCUGGCCACCAAAGACUUCUUCUCCAAAUUCUGUUUCUACAUCAAAGCCGUCAACCAGGACCCUUCCAAGCUGGACCAGGCCCUGCAACGCCUCAACAACUUCCUGGAGCGGACCCACGUGACAAACGGAAUGUCCAACGGAGAUACGAAUCUUCAGGCUGACGAGGACGAGGGUAGCUCAGGUGCGCAAAUACAGUACCUCGGCGGCAGCAAUUUAACACACCUUGACUGCGAGGUGCUGCCCAAACUACAGCACUUGCGCGUGGCUGCCAAAGCACUCAAGGACUACGACAUCCCGACGAAUCUCCGCGGUUUCUGGCGGUAUCUCCACGCUGCUUACACCAACCCAGUGUUCAUAAGGACCUGUCCCUGCGACCAAGAGAUCAUCCUGCACUGGCAUGACAGACCCGAAACUCCAAAGCUCUCCCAUAAAAAGCACUCUGUAAUUGCAAAGGAGAAGGAAAAAUAUUCCUUCGACGUCCCAGUUCACGCCUGUGUGGUGACUGUGGUGAAUGAAUAAUGAUUGUAAAUUUGUCAAAAAAAUAAAUUAAUAUUUAAAAAAAGAAAGAAAAAAAAAAAAAGAUUGAUCAGUGUUUUGUUGUGUCUAUAAUAUUGUAAUAUAAUAUAUUUCCUAAGUGAAAUUGCAGUUUUGUAUUUAAAGAGACUGUGAACUGUAGUCAGAUAUUGCAAUGUAAUAUAUACGCGAAUGUGCCUGGGACAACACGACCCAUUUUGAUUUAUAGACUUUAUACGAGUUGCCCGAAGCUUUACAUUACUGGGAAAAUGUCUUCUUAGAUUAAUAGGGCAAUACCGUUCCUUUAAUCAACGUGUAUUUUUCCACUUGUUUUUCACUACUGGAAUCAAUUAGAAUUUCCUUGAAUAAAUGCAAAGGAUGCGCAUACUGUACACUUCCUCCGAUGCUUUAUAUCAGAUAACAUACUACGCCUUUUGGGAAAUGACAGCGAGAAAUAGGUAAGGAAACUAAAAAGCCAUGACUUCUUAUAUAUCACAAAAGUCGCUCAACUUGAAAACUACAAGCUAGUCGAAGAAGCAAUCAAGAUGUAGGAAACCUAAUGUCAGUUCUAUGCCAGUUAUAAAACCACAUGCCAGUACUGUACCUGCACAUGCCAGAAGAGGCCAAUAAAUGAGUAAUGAA